GACGACGCGCACAUGGAUGGGCCCAGCGGCGUGGAGUCCAACACCGUGGCGAUGUGCACGAAGGCUCUGAGGGCGCUGCGGAGCAUCUGUGAUGACAAGCGCCAGCUCGCGUUGGCGGCCAGGGCGGAGCUCGCCCAAGCCGAGGCAGAGCGGUGCAAGCUUCGGGCGAAGGUGGAUAAGCUCACAGAGCAGCUCCAGUGGGCCACAGAGAAGCUCCACGUCGUCAAGCAGCUGAAAACGUACAGCAACGCGCCGCGGCCCCGCAGCCGCUCGCCGCGGGCCGUGCCGGCGGCGGUGGCGAAGCUGCCGAGCCAGGAG
This is a messenger RNA of Prorocentrum cordatum, 318 nucleotides long. The record is from the annotation of a GenBank genome assembly. NCBI's taxonomy places the organism in Eukaryota, Dinophyceae, Prorocentrales, Prorocentraceae.